AUGGGUAUAUUUGAUGAUGAUGAUGUUGAUGAUGAAUAUACAAAGUAUGAUUAUGAUGAGUUGACAAGCUACUCAAGCUCCACUUAUUCAAAUUUUAGUCAAAGCUCACUCAAGAGACAUCUUGCUUCGAACAUAGGAGUUGCUAAGCGUAAAAUUCGGGAAAAAGAGCCGAUUGUAUGGAAAAUACUGCAGGAAGUUAUGCAGGGGCAUCCCAUAUUGUUAAAUAGAGCGCCUACUCUGCAUCAAUUAGGUAUACAGGCGUUCCAACCUAUUUUAGUGGAAGGGCGCGCUAUUUGUUUACAUCCAUUAGUUUGUAAAGGAUUCAAUGCAGACUUUGAUGGGGAUCAAAUGGCUGUUCAUGUACCUUUAUCUUUGGAGGCUCAGGCGGAGGCGCGUUUACUUAUGUUUUCGCAUAUGAAUCUUUUGUCUCCAGCUAUCGGGGAUCCCAUUUCCGUACCAACUCAAGAUAUGCUUAUUGGACUCUAUAUAUUAACGAGUGGGACUCGUCGAGGUAUUUGUGCAAAUAGGUUUAUGUAA
Messenger RNA from Amaranthus tricolor (Joseph's coat), 537 nucleotides. Its product is annotated as DNA-directed RNA polymerase subunit beta'-like. Bases 1 to 537 code for a protein of 178 amino acids. The transcript is spliced from 5 exons. Lineage: Eukaryota; Viridiplantae; Streptophyta; Magnoliopsida; Caryophyllales; Amaranthaceae. Gene Ontology annotation, biological process: DNA-templated transcription. Gene Ontology annotation, molecular function: DNA binding; DNA-directed RNA polymerase activity. The record is from RefSeq and is a predicted model, not a curated record.